Messenger RNA from Astrephomene gubernaculifera, 978 nucleotides. Lineage: Eukaryota; Viridiplantae; Chlorophyta; Chlorophyceae; Chlamydomonadales; Astrephomenaceae. The record is from the annotation of a GenBank genome assembly.
GUCAUUGUAGGUAGGCGCUAAAGGAAGAGGAGCGUUAUUAACUAUGCCAUAUUCUUAGCUAUGGCAACGCGACUACUUGCAUGGACUCUCACACUCUGAACAGUACAGUUUGGCGCUGGAGCGCAUUCCGAAGCAUUAAUACCAGCUUAUUCACGUAGAGUUUGGAGCGCUUGUAGUCGUAGAGCGCGAAGGUUCUUGCAACUUUUCGCCAUUAGGAUAGCAUUUACUUGCUAGUGACCAUGCUCAAAUGGGGCGCAAAGUCUCGCGCUCGGCCUAAGUCGUACUGCGCUGAAUCGCGCAUUACCAAACACCCAGUAAGAUGUCAAGCAGCUGGCGUAUGGAACUGGACUGCCCCUUGCCGAAUGCGUCGAUCGCAGCGAUGCCCAGCCCUUGCCACGGAAACAGUCCAGGAAACCCAACUGGCGGUACCUCAAACCGACCUGUCUUGCAUCGAGCAGGAAGGUGACAGGGAACAAGCUGGACCCGGUCCGUUGAGCGCUUUUGGAGUCCCGGAUGUGUCCUUCGUCUCCCUGGUCAAAGGCAAAUACACGGUGUUCGGCCGUAUACGGCUGCGUGCCCCCGCCUCCGCCGUGUACGCAUUGCUGACAGACCACGGCAACUGCCACCGCGUGUUUUCAAACGUAGCUUCUUCGGAGGUUGUGACUGCGGAGGAGGGGGGCGAGAAGGAGGUGGUGCAGUCCUGCCGCUGGAACUUCCUCGCCUUCUCCGGCACCUUCCGCAUCCGGCUGGGAGUCACCGAACUGCCCGACUGCCGUACCCUGAGCUUCAAACUGAUCCAGUCCAGCUUCAUGAGGGACUUCGAGGGGCAAUGGGUUGUGAGGCAGGGGGGGACAUCGUCGUCAGCAGCACCUGCAGGUGCAGUAGUAGCAGCAGCAGCAGAUGUUUCUGGGAGAGGAGGGGUGGAGGAUGAGGAGGAAUGGUGUGAGGUGGAGCACGUGCUGUCUGUCGUACCUGCGG